UAAGAUCUAAAUUGAAAGAAAUUAUGUGAAUCCUGCAUCUGAAGUCCAUAGCAAGAAAGCAGUAAGAACUGGAAGUGAAUCUUGCAGACUGUAUUACUAAGCAGAUCGAGAGAAAACACAAAGAAGUCCAGCAGAGAAUACAGAAGAGAGAGAAGAAGCUUCAGGAGAUGAAAAAGAGUGUAGACUCAUUCACACACUCAGCAGAAGCAAUGGUGGAGGACAGUGAGAAGAUCUUUACUGAGCUGAUCAGCUUCAUUAAAAAUGGCCACUCUGAGUUUAAGAAGAUGAUUGCAGAUCAGGAGAAGGCUAAAAUGACUGAGGCUGUAGACGUCCGUGAGCAACUGGAGCAGAAUGUUAGUCAGCUAAAGAAGAUAAAGAAUGAGAUGGAAUACCUUUCAUGCACACAGGAUCACAUCCAUUUCCUCCAGAGUUUUGAAUCUCUCUGCCAGCUUCCAAAACAUGAAGAUCUACCCAAGAUCACUAUGGAUCCAUGCUGCUUUUCUGAGGGUUUGAUGAUGUCUGUUUUUGGUCUGCAAGAGAAACUUGAAGACUGCUGCAGAAAGAAAUUAGCAAACAUUGGCCAAAAAGUGAAUAUUGAGACCGUCCUGCCAACACCAGAGACCCGGAUCAGAGGACUGUUCUUACAACAUGCCUGUCAGCUCUCUCUGGACCACAACACAGUCCAUGAAAACCUGUUUCUCUUUAACAAUGACACAGAGGUCAUUAGGGAUGGAGACAAUUACUAUUAUCCUUCUCAUCCAGAAAGAUUUGACUCUGUUAGCCAAAUACUGUGUAAAGAGGGUUUGUCUGGUUGCUGUUACUGGGAGGUUCAGUGGAGUGGGGAAGUUUAUAUAGGAGUGUCAUAUAAAGAAAUUGGUAGGAAAGGAUCUGGUAAUGAUUGCUGUCUUGGACAUAAUGACAAGUCCUGGAGUUUGCACUGCUCCAAUUCAAAAUGCUGUUUCAGAUACAAUAACAGCAAGACCUCUUUGCCUCUAUCUUCUUGCCCUCGAAUUGGUGUAUAUUUGGAUCACAAGGGAGGAAUUCUGUCCUUCUACAGAGUCUCUGACAUAAUGACUCUGAUCCACAGAGUUCAGACCACAUUCACUCAGCCGCUCUAUCCUGGAUUUAGAUUGUUUUUUCCCAUAUUUGGAAGUGCAGAAAACAUCAUCACACUGUGCCCCCUCAUAGAAUGAGAUGGAUGAAACAGUAGGAUAUCCUCCUGAAUGAAUAAUUUUGAUUUACUGUACUAAAUAUAAAGCAAAUAUUAUACAUAAGCAACAAACAUCAAAAUAAUGGAACACAUUUUUUGCAAAGGUUCACAGAUACACUUUGUAAUUCUAACACAUUAACUUAAGGUAUUGAAGUUAGUGAAAGACUUUGGAGACACUGUUAUCAUGUUAAUCAUUGUGUGUAAAAGCUUGUGGACCUACAACAGUUUAUAAUUAGUCACCCUAUACUGCUGUACAAAGGCAAAAUGGCUUAACUUGCAUAUUUUGUCAAAAUUGAGCUGAGGUUUUAUCUCACAGCAAAAUAUCUUAGUUCAGCUAUGCUCGGUUUUGAAAAACACACUAUCAUUUACCUACCUGCUAUACAUAGAGAUGGAUGGUCGAAAAACUUCCCAGUUUCAGUGUCAGUGUAGGUUCUGUGUUUUUGUAGGGCAGUAGGCCUAUACUAUACAGAAGUUAGAAGCCACACUUAAAGAAACACUGCUCCAGAGAUCCAGAUCAUUUCACUUUAUUGUACUUCAUGUCUGAAGACACAAACUGGGACUAGAUGCAGGAGAAGUUUGUUUACAUAGAUUGCUGUUGGCUUUGGGAUCCGUAGGGAAUUCCUGAGGCAGAUAUGAAAGUGGGGAGUCCAGACUCACAAAAAUAAACAUAUACAGUCAAAUUUAGGUAUCAUGUAUGAUCAGACACUGAAACAGUAGUUUGAGUUAGGUAAUAUAAUUUUCUGUGUGUGUGUGCGUUUUUGUGCCAUUCUGCUUGCAUUAGAAAGCUUGACUGCAUUACUGAAAAUGCAAAGAGCAGAUUGUGUUUGAUCUGUUGACUGAGACUAAGAGAAGGCGUACCCCAGGCUUACCAAAGUAUAGCAGAG
Paramormyrops kingsleyae is the source of this 2094-nucleotide messenger RNA. The record is from RefSeq and is a predicted model, not a curated record. NCBI's taxonomy places the organism in Eukaryota, Metazoa, Chordata, Actinopteri, Osteoglossiformes, Mormyridae.